Hippoglossus stenolepis (Pacific halibut) is the source of this 522-nucleotide messenger RNA. It is a transcript of the gene lim2.1, whose product is annotated as lens intrinsic membrane protein 2.1. The transcript has 4 exons. The record is from RefSeq and is a predicted model, not a curated record. Gene Ontology annotation, cellular component: plasma membrane. The coding region runs from base 1 to 522 and encodes 173 amino acids. Gene Ontology annotation, molecular function: structural constituent of eye lens. NCBI's taxonomy places the organism in Eukaryota, Metazoa, Chordata, Actinopteri, Pleuronectiformes, Pleuronectidae.
AUGUACAGCUUUAUGGGUGGAGGGCUGUUCUGUGCAGGAGUGGGGAACAUCCUCCUGAUUGUUUCCACAGCAACCGAUUACUGGAUGCAGUAUCGGCAGUCCAGCAACUACAUGCACCAGGGCCUGUGGCGCUACUGUAUGCCAGGCAAAUGCUUCCCACACAGCGACAGCAUUGCCCACUUAGACGCCACCCGCGCCCUCAUGAUCCUCUCUCUUUUGGCCUGUUUCAUUGGAAUCAUCAUCGGCAUUAUGGCCUUCAUCCAUUACUCCUCUUUCGACAGGUUUGACAAAACCUUUGCUGCAGGCAUAUUGUUUUUCAUCGCAUGCUUUUUAGUGUUUCUAGCUAUGGCCGUGUACACUGGUGUGACUAUUAACUACUACGGGAAACGCUAUGGAAACUGGAGGUUCUCCUGGUCCUAUAUCAUUGGCUGGGUGUCAGUGGUGCUCACGUUCUUUUCAGGUGUAUUCUAUAUGUGUGCCUAUCGGAUGCAUGAAUGCCCCAGGAGCGUCAACUCUCACUAG